Molecule: messenger RNA, 1664 nt
Organism: Danio rerio (zebrafish)
Lineage: Eukaryota; Metazoa; Chordata; Actinopteri; Cypriniformes; Danionidae
Gene: pdss2
Product: prenyl (decaprenyl) diphosphate synthase, subunit 2
Biological process (GO): isoprenoid metabolic process; isoprenoid biosynthetic process
Molecular function (GO): prenyltransferase activity
Source: RefSeq, marked provisional
CCCGGUGCAGCUGUCAAACGUGAGUUCAUAAAACUGGACACUUAAUUAAAAGCAAGGACUGUCGUUUUCGAAUAACGUACUUACAUCAACCGGUGACUAUCGCUCAAUCAGCAGAAGUGACUUAUUUGCAGAAGAACAAGAGAGAAGGAGAUGUUUACUUCAGUAAGGAGGUGACAUUGGGGAGCACAGAUACUGCUGGAUAUGACUCCAAAUAAGUGAAAGACAGAGUCAGAUCUUUUUGUGAACUUAUCUGAACGUUUCAAUGAACAUUCAGGCGUUUAAAUAAGUGGUAUUUCAAUUGUAUUAGUUUUAAAAUGGCUUGGAGGUCACGAUUGUCUUACUUUGGGCUGAGGCAUCUGAGUAUUUUCUCGAACCCGUCUCCCUCCAGCUGGACUAAAGUGGUGUCCGAUGCGGAGAAGAUUGUAGGAUAUCCGACUUCAUUCAUGAGUUUACGCUGUUUGCUCAGUGACGAGCUCAGUAAUGUGGCCAUGCAUGUCAGGAAGCUGGUGGGGACGAAACACCCUCUGCUUAACACCGCCAGAGGAUUUGUGUAUGACAGCCGGAAUAAUCUUCAGAUGCGAGGACUUGUUGUGCUGCUAAUGUCAAAAGCUGCCGGUCCGAGUAGCAGUGACCCGAUCCAUGACAGUAUGGUCAGCGGCAUCUACCCCAGCCAGAGGAACUUGGCAGAGAUCACGGAACUGAUUCACACGGCCUUCCUGGUGCAUCGUGGGAUUGUUAAUCUGAAGGAAUGGACAAACUCGGAUGGGCCUCUCAAAGACAUGCAGUUUGGGAACAAGAUGGCGGUUCUGAGCGGUGAUUUUCUGUUGGCAAAUGCCUGCACAGGAUUGGCUCAGCUCAAUGACACCAAGGUGGUGGAGCUGAUCUCCAGUGCUAUUGGAGAUGUGGUGCAAGGAAUCUAUCACGAGAGCUCAGGUUCUGCAGAGGAGGACAGUCUAACAGUUGCUUCCUGGGAAGACCAGGCAUUCCUGUCCCAUGGUGCUUUGCUUGCCAAGAGUUGUCAAGCAGCUAUGAAGCUGGCCAGACACAAUACAGAGGCUCAGAAUUUGGCUUUUCAGUACGGAAAACACCUCGCUUUGGGACACAAGCUAAACUCUGAGUUACAGCCGUUUGUGAAGAGCGGCUCAGAAGGGGCUGUGUUUCAUUUUGACUCGGCUCCUGUAGUCUUUCACAGACAAAUCGUAGGACCUGAGAGAUGGCAGCAGCAGCUAAAACAGGCCCAGAAUAUGUCUAGACAGAUUGAUUACACCAAGCUCCGGGGCCUGAUAAAGAUGGAAAGAGGCGUCAGCCAGGCACUUGACCUGUGCAGUUACCACGGCAACAAGGCCUUAGAGGCCAUGAAGUGCUUCCCACCCUCAGAUGCUCGGUCUGCGCUGGAAAACAUGGCCUGUGCCCUCAACAAGUUCUGAAGACGCUUCCAAUCUGGAUGUAUAUACGAAUACAAAUCAGACACAGAUCAACACUGAGCCUGUCUGGAAUGUGAUCAUGUUUUUGGCACUGUUUUAAGAGGAUUUACUUUAUAUUUGUGGUUUCUACACAGAUGAUGAUUAUAACAGUCGAGUUUACUGGACUUAUACUCAUUCUAUGCACUUGGUCAGAAUCAGCUUUAUGUUUUUAAAUAAAAUGAGAUAUGUUUUUGGAGAAAA